AGACGGCCGAGGCUUCCGCCCUCCCCUCAGCACUUCCGGCAGAGAGAUGGAGGGCGGCGGCUCCCCGGUGCUGUACGUGCUGGCCGCCCAGCUGUGUGCCGUGUACUCGCAGCCGCCGCUGCCCCUCGUCGUCACCACAUGGCCCUUCCACAGCGCGACACGGGCAGCUUGGAAAGCCCUAGCGGCUCGUGGCUCCGCACUGGAUGCAGUGGAGACGGGCUGUGCCCAGUGUGAAACUGACCAGUGUGAUGGCUCAGUGGGAUAUGGAGGAAGCCCUGAUGAAUCUGGAGAAACAACGCUGGACGCAAUGAUUAUGAAUGGAAACACAAUGGAAGUUGGCGCAGUAGCCAGUCUUAGACGAAUAAAAAAUGCCAUAGGUGUGGCCCGGGCAGUCAUGGAGCACACACGGCACACGUUUCUAGUUGGGGAAUCCGCUUCUUUGUUUGCUGAGAGCAUGGGUUUUGUGUGUGAAGAUUUAACCACCAACAGAUCCUUAUCCAUCUAUUCGAAAUGGCUCGAUCAGCAGUGCCAACCAAACUUUCACAAGAAUGUGACUCCAGAUCCUACAAAAUCCUGUGGUCCUUAUAAACCUGUAAAAAGUUUAUCAGAAGGAAAGAAACCCACCCUACAGAAACAAGUGGAUUUGCACAGCCAUGAUACCAUUGGAAUGAUUGUAGUUGAUGGAAAUGGAAAUGUUGCCACUGGAACCUCCACAAAUGGAGCGUCUCACAAAAUCCCUGGACGGGUGGGAGACUCGCCAAUAAUUGGAGCUGGAUCCUAUGCAGACAGUUCAGUUGGAGGAGCAGCAGCCACUGGAGAUGGGGACACCAUGAUGCGAUUCUUACCAAGUUAUCAAGCUGUGGAGAACAUGAGGAUGGGAGCAGACCCCACCAUGGCAUGUCAGAAGGCUAUUGCCAGGAUUCAGAAACACGUCCCAAUCUUUUUUGGAGCAAUAAUCUGUGCCAACAAGACAGGAAGUUACGGUGCUGCCUGCAGUAAAGCUCCAGGCUUCAGUCAGUUUCACUACUCCAUAUAUAAACCUGGCCUGUCUCAGCCUCUGGAAGAGAUGGUGGAUUGUCUAUAGCUUAAACUGGGAUUGUCUCCUGUAAUGCAAAGCACUUUUGCAAAACUUAACACGCUAUAGUUUCCUCAUGUGUACUAUGUGUGCAUUUGAGAACUGUACAUAUAUUGCAAUGAAGACCAGAAAAUCAACUGCAAGACUAAUAAAAGAAAAUAAAUGAUA
Messenger RNA from Bufo gargarizans (Asiatic toad), 1243 nucleotides. RefSeq names its product aspartylglucosaminidase (gene AGA). NCBI's taxonomy places the organism in Eukaryota, Metazoa, Chordata, Amphibia, Anura, Bufonidae. The transcript has 9 exons. Gene Ontology annotation, biological process: protein deglycosylation. Gene Ontology annotation, cellular component: lysosome. Gene Ontology annotation, molecular function: N4-(beta-N-acetylglucosaminyl)-L-asparaginase activity. The record is from RefSeq and is a predicted model, not a curated record. Bases 47 to 1084 code for a protein of 345 amino acids.